Gopherus evgoodei (Goodes thornscrub tortoise) is the source of this 1930-nucleotide messenger RNA. It is a transcript of the gene BET1, whose product is annotated as Bet1 golgi vesicular membrane trafficking protein. NCBI's taxonomy places the organism in Eukaryota, Metazoa, Chordata, Testudines, Testudinidae. Gene Ontology annotation, cellular component: SNARE complex; Golgi trans cisterna. Gene Ontology annotation, molecular function: SNAP receptor activity. The transcript has 4 exons. The record is from RefSeq and is a predicted model, not a curated record. Bases 124 to 471 code for a protein of 115 amino acids. Gene Ontology annotation, biological process: vesicle fusion with Golgi apparatus; endoplasmic reticulum to Golgi vesicle-mediated transport.
UGUCGUGGCGUUUGGGCUGGUUGCUGACCGAGGAGGGACCGGAAGCCGGAGCUCGGCCGCUGACGCGCAGAGCCGCUUUCUCAGCGGGUGAGGAGCCGGCCCCCUGCCCAUCCCGCCGCGGGGAUGAGGCGCGCUGGGCUGGGUGAAGGAGCAGCUACUGGUAACUAUGGCUAUACCAAUAGUGGGUAUAGUGUACACGAAGAAGAAAAUGAAAGGUUAACUGAAAGUCUGCGUACAAAAGUCUCUGCCAUAAAAUCACUUUCCAUUGAAAUUGGAACAGAAGUUAAAAAUCAAAAUAAAAUGUUAUCCGACAUGGACUCUGACUUUGAUUCUACGGGUGGAUUUCUAGAUGCAACUAUAGGCAGACUGAAAACACUCUCUAGAGGCAGCCAGACAAAACUAUUGUGCUACAUGAUGCUCUUUGCACUCUUUGUCUUUUUUGUAAUUUACUGGAUUAUUAAACUGAGAUGAUGCAAAUUACAUCCAGUUUUUUUUUGUGCCACUUAAACAGAAUUACAAAAUGGUCUUAAUUUCUGAGGACAGACCUUAAAUUUACAUACUCUGUUGAUAAAUAUGGUUAAAUGGUUAUUGUAAAUUAUAUUAGAUAUCAGUGCAUUUGUUAUGUAUAUUUUGUCUUGAUGUUUACCAUUCCAGAAGCUUUCUUAUCCUAUCUCAUUUUCUGGGGUUAACAAAUGUUAUCCACUAUCCUAUGCAUAUUUACAUCUUGGCUCAAGUUACUUCUUGGGGAAGUAUCUUUGGAAAUGCAAAACAAACAAACAAACAAAUUAAAAACAUGCUCUUGCCAGGACAAAAUUUGAACCUUUAACUUUGAAUUUCCUUUAAUGGGUUUCACUUUUUUAAUAAAGUAAAAAAAAUUAUAAACAAAGUAGGGCCUGAUCCUGAGCAAGGACCUCAGCAUCAGGCUUGUAGCAAUUUGCAGAUUAUAGAAGUAUGAAAAAGGCUUAUACUUUUUUUAAACAGAUUUAUUGUAACAGAUUAAACCACCUGAAACUACAGGUACAGUACUGUCAUACUUGUAACACUUUGGGUCGGGAUUGGCAAGUUUCUAGAAGUAUCAUGGCUUAGAAUUUAAAAAUGAAAUUAAAAAAAACAAACCCACACACCUUGCAGGUUUAGGAGGAAUUAACUGACCUAAACUGGAAGAACAUUGGUUAAUUUUAAUUUGAGACCAAGUAAUGCUGGUCUACCCUGGGAACUUACAGCGAGAUAGCUACGUUUCUCAGCGGUGUGGAAAAAUUCACAUCCCUGAGACACAUAGCUAUGCAAGCCUAACCCCUGCUAUAGACAGCAUUAGGUGGAUGGAAGAAUUCUUCUGUUGACCUAGCUUCCACCUCUGGGGAGAUAAUGGCACAGCUCAAGGAACACAGCACAUGUAGUCAAGUCCUAAGAUGUAUUCAAUAUAAUCAAAUGCCUUUUGAUAGUUUGGGGAACCAGUAUGGACAAGAUGCAAAUAUUUGCAUAGCAUCUUUUCAUUAUAUUUUAUAUUUAAAUACUUAAAACGUACGGAUUCUAUUGAAUCCCUGGGGUUUUUACCCUUCGUACAUUUGUCAGUUAAUGACCUCUUAAAGCUACUUAGCAUUAUUUUGAAAUGUGAAGCCAGAUUGAUAAGCUUUUAUACUAGAGAGUAUUAUGAUGCAAGAUAGCACUAAUUACCUCUUUUGUUAGAGGUACUUUUAUUUAUUGUUUAAGAUUAAGCCUUAGUUUUGGUUAUUCUUAAAGAUAAAUUGUUGACUAGCAACUAUUACACUGUUAAAUGCAGCAUACAAAAUAGAAACCAUUUUCUAGAGAUUGAAGUGUUUGUUAUCCUUGCCUAAAUUUUCUAGACUCACUGUUACUGCAGUAUGUUGCCAUGACUUGUAGUACUCUAUCCCAUUACAAAAUGUAAAAAAUAAAGCAUGUCUGUGGUAUA